Nasonia vitripennis (jewel wasp) is the source of this 5841-nucleotide messenger RNA. It is a transcript of the gene Su(dx), whose product is annotated as E3 ubiquitin-protein ligase Su(dx). Gene Ontology annotation, biological process: ubiquitin-dependent protein catabolic process. Bases 1042 to 3732 code for a protein of 896 amino acids. Gene Ontology annotation, molecular function: ubiquitin protein ligase activity; protein binding. NCBI's taxonomy places the organism in Eukaryota, Metazoa, Arthropoda, Insecta, Hymenoptera, Pteromalidae. The record is from RefSeq and is a predicted model, not a curated record. The transcript is spliced from 14 exons.
AUAGUAUAUCGCUCUCGCUCUCCUCGUAUGCACCAUGUUGACGUACAGCAAGAUGGUGGCCGAGUCGAGUAGCGCGCGAGGAUGGUAUUAGUAGUCGUUCGUGUUCCGUUCGCGUUGAUAACGCUGCAAUAGGCAGUAAGUAUAAUCGCAGGAAAUCAGUCUAAUAGUGGAGUGAACGAAGAGGAACUGAUUCUUCGCGUUUAUAUAGGCUCGUCCGUCCCGAGGAAAGAAACAACGGUGAGCGAAAUAUAAGCCCAGAACACACGUCCCGUUGUCCUGUUCACCUAGUGGAGUGUGCGGAGAUACAUAACAAUAAUAACAAAAGUCGCGGGGGAGUGGUGUGCAUCAGUGUGAGGAGAGGAGAUAUGCGAGUCGAUGUCCACUGUUCUGCCACCUCGUCGCACUAGCUCUAUUAGGAGGAGGAGCAGUUUCGAGUUAUGAUGUGAUCGUAUUGAGAAUGAGCAGUUCUCUUGAGCAAGUGUGUGAGUCGAAUUCCGCUGAGCUCUGCGUUUUUUUCCAAACUUUUAUAUACCUAUAUACGUGGGUACGCGUAUAGGUACAUCGUCGUCGCUAUGUUCGCCUCCGCCGCUCCCCGGAGUGGUUUUGUCGAUAACGGAGCGCGACGAGUGUCUCGUUCGUCUGCGAUGUCGAUGCAAGGAAGGAAAAGAAUGAGAUAGAGAGAGAGAGAGAGAGAAACGAGCGAGCUGAGCGAAAAACGCGAGUGAACUAUAAUUACGGUCAAUCACAGUUUGUUAUUUGCAUUGGCUACCGAUGGGAAGUGUGAUAGAUGCCAAUGGACUUUGAUACGAUUGUGUUUAAGUAUACCAAUUGCUCGAGACACUGAGUUUUGAUGUUGCCAGGCUACUUUACAUCCACAAGUUCAUGCUUAGUAUGUGACAUUUGCAUGCCAGCUUCUUGUAAUCCAAGCAUGCGAGUACAGAAGCUCUCAUUGCUAUGUUGUUAGCGGUAUUAUGAGGGCAAAAAUGAUAUGAGUAAUUCAGGAAGGUAAAAUUGUGACGCUUCAUUUCACGAGGAUCUACCAUGUCUAAUUGCGAAGACGAAGCAGCGGCGCCAGAAUUUCACCAACUGAGCAUCACAAUUGAAGCAGCAACUCUUAGAAGUUCUUCCUUCUUGAAGCCUAAUCCGUACAUAGAGUUCUCUGUUGAUGACAAAAGUCCAAGAAGAACAGAAGUAUCCAAGUCAACGCUGCAACCAAAAUGGAACGAUAAGUUCACUGUUCUGGUCACACCAUACUCUCAGCUCCACUUUCGUCUUCUAGAUCACAGUUCAUUUCGCAAGGACACAUUGAUUGGAGAGAAAAGAAUUUACUUAUAUGACAUCCUUGUUCACUACAAUGGAAAAUUAAAUAGUCUGGAGCUUACCCUUGAUCUAUUGUCGGGACAGAAAUAUGUUUAUUGCCAGACCAAAGUCGGUGAUUUGGUCACAUUAUUCGAUAGACUUAAGAUAGAUAUGAGCACGGUUGCUCCGCCAACACACCCGCGACCGGAACUCGCAAAUUCAAACAGUACAAGGCAAAUGGCUUUACCACCGUCCAACAGUAAUUCACCAGCUGUGCCUCUUGGAGCAGCGAAUACUGAUACAGCAAGUAAUCACAGUAUCUUAAACGGUGGCGUUCGAGCUCGCUUGCGAUCCCAGGGAACGGAAAACGCUGCGCCUUCAAUACCCAAUCUCAGAUCGAUGGUGCAUCACAACUCGUCAAAUAAUUUUCAAGACUGCAACAAUGCUGGUCAGGCAGAAAGCGAGUCAAGCAGCAGCAGAGCAGUGGCAGUGUAUACUCCUUUCUUCCCAAAUGGCACAGCUGCGAGUAAUCAUAAUAACGUCACAGCCGCAGGAGCUGCAGUCGCGAGCAACAGCCAGCCACCCGAUACAACAAUUCCACCAAUGGUACAACCAACGCCAACACAGCUGUGUCCUUCUAACAUGCCCAGUCAGCCUGAAAAUCUGGCUCAGGAGGAACCUUUACCAGCUGGUUGGGAGAUGAGAUAUGAUGUUUAUGGAAGAAGAUACUACGUUGAUCACAAUACGCGCAGCACAUCAUGGGAGAGGCCACAACCCUUACCGCCAGGCUGGGAAGUCCGGCGAGACAUGCGUGGCCGAAUAUAUUACGUUGAUCAUAAUACCAGAAGCACAACUUGGCAGAGGCCCAAUACCGAGAGACUGCAACAUUUCCAACAAUGGCAAGGCGAAAGGCAAUACGUUGUCCAGCAAGGGAAUCAAAGAUUCCUCUAUCCACAGGCUCACCAAGCUAUGGCAGCUGGACCAUCCACCUCAACAGCUGACGAGGAUGACGGUCUAGGUCCGUUGCCUGCAGGCUGGGAGCGCAGACGACAACCAGAAGGUCGGGUGUAUUACGUGAAUCAUAAGAACCGCACGACGCAAUGGGAGGACCCACGUACCCAAGGUCAGGAGACGAUGGACGAGCCGCCACUGCCGGAUGGCUGGGAAAUCCGGCUGACCGAGGACGGUGUCCGAUAUUUCGUCGACCACAACACAAGGACGACGACAUUCCAAGAUCCAAGGCCAGGGGCCCCUAAAGGACCAAAGGGAAUGUGCCGAGUGCCAAGAGCGUAUGAAAGAUCGUUCCGCUGGAAGUUAUCGCAGUUCCGCUUUUUAUGUCAGACGAAUGCGUUCCCCAACCAUAUUAAAAUCAGCGUUAGUAGGCAAACGCUCUUUGAAGACUCUUAUCACCAAAUAAUGAAUGCUGAAGCUUUUGCUCUUAGACGUAGGUUGUACAUAAUUUUUAAAGGAGAAGAAGGUUUAGAUUAUGGUGGUGUAUCAAGAGAAUGGUUCUUCCUUCUAAGUCAUGAAGUCCUAAAUCCUAUGUAUUGCCUUUUCGAAUAUGCCAAUAAAAGCAAUUACAGCCUGCAAAUAAACCCGGCAUCCUAUGUGAAUCCAGAUCACUUGAAUUAUUUUAAAUUUAUUGGAAGAUUUAUAGCAAUGGCACUCUAUCAUGGACGGUUUAUUUAUAGCGGGUUUACAAUGCCUUUCUACAAGCGCAUGUUGAAUAAGAAACUAAUAAUGAAAGACAUUGAGUCAAUCGAUCCAGAAUUUUACAAAUCUCUUGUUUGGAUCAAAGAUAAUAAUAUUGAUGAAUGUGGUCUGGAACUGUACUACAGUGUUGAUUUUGAAAUUCUUGGUCAAGUAAUACAUCAUGAAUUAAAAGAAGGCGGUGAUAAAGUAAAAGUUGUAGAAGACAAUAAAGAAGAGUACAUAAGGCUAAUGACGGAAUGGCGUAUGACGAGAGGCAUUGAAGAGCAAACCAAAGCAUUUUUAGAGGGAUUCAACUCAGUUGUACCUCUCGAGUGGCUAAAAUAUUUCGAUGAACGUGAACUUGAGCUUAUGCUAUGUGGCAUGCAAGAGAUCGAUGUUGAUGAUUGGCAGAGGAAUACUAUUUAUAGGCAUUAUACGCGUAAUAGUAAACAAGUACUAUGGUUUUGGCAGUUUGUACGUGCCGCGGAUAAUGAAAAACGAGCAAGGCUUUUGCAGUUCGUUACCGGAACGUGCAGAGUACCCGUUGGCGGAUUCGCUGAAUUAAUGGGGAGCAACGGUCCGCAGAGAUUCUGCAUCGAGAAAGUCGGCAAGGAUACCUGGCUACCUAGGUCGCAUACGUGUUUCAACAGACUCGACCUGCCGCCCUACAAGAGCUACGACCAAAUGGUGGAGAAGCUCAACUACGCCAUUGAAGAGACGGAAGGCUUUGGACAGGAGUAAAUGAGAGGGACACGCGACUCUGCUUGUUAUUGCCGAUUGUUUUUGUUAUUUUUGCGGAUGAUAACGGCGAGGAUCGACUCCCUCCCAGAAUUCGCUGGAGCAAGAGGGCAAGGAUUGGGCAUUUGCAUCAAAAUUUUUAGUGUCUUGUUUACGAUGAUUCACCCUAGUGAUGAAAUUCGAGGUUUGAGGGCUACUGGACCAUUGUGAUAAUGGUGAUUCAAAAUUUUACGCUGAUGAAAUGAUUUUUUAUGAUUAUUUACAUGUUUAUGAUUUUCAUAUUUCACAUUGCAAUAAACGAGCCAAAUGAAAUUUGCCAAGGCGAGCAGUAUUACUGAACGUGUUAUCUAACUGUAAUAAAGAAAUAUGCAGUCUCAUUUGAUCUUUGUAGAUAAAACUGCAUAUACGAAACUCAAGAGCCAAAUGAUUUUAUAACUGCACACUAUCAACGAAAUACGCAAACUCCAGACCCAAAAGAAAAUUUUGAUGCAAAAUUCUUAAAGAUUAAGCGAAAGGACGCGCUUUAACUCUUGCUAAGAGUCAGUCCACCGAAUGUCACGAAUACGAAUUUUCACUCGAAAACCAUGUAUCGAAGCAAAAAAAAAACACAAAGAACCAACGUUACGCGAUUCGCAUCCAAAUCGAUAUUAUAUCGAAGGCUAAUAUAUAUUCGAGGAUAGACUGAAAGCGAUAUAUGCGAAAGAGAAAGAGAUAGCGUGCAUCGAGAGGACUGGCCUACGCGACGAAUGAUCGGUUUUUGGUUCGUUAUAACGAAGCGCGAAAUAUGUAGUGUACAUGUGUAGCCGAUGUUUGAAAAAGCCAAGCCACGUACCAUCUCAUUCUUCCCCUUGUUCCCUCGCGAUAUUAUGUAUAAAGAAAAAAAUUAUCGAACUAACCGACUGUCGUUAUUGCUAUUUGUAUACAGCUAGGUGAUGUAUAACGAGCCGAUCUAUCUAAUUUUCUUUUUCGUAUGUAUGAUGAGUACGGUGGCGAGGUCGGACGUGAGCUUUCCCCAACGUCCGACGCGAACAUGAUACAAAGCGAGUGAGUAUUUUGUUUAAUUUUUUUGUUUGUCAAUAUAUGAGAAUUGUUUACGAAUUCUAAAUAUUUUUCAUUGUAAGUUGCUGAAACGUGUUAAAGUAUUUAUAUUGCAUAUUCAUUGUAUACGAUAAAUCCCAAAUGAACAUUUAAUUAAUCGUAUGUAAAAUUGUAUAAAAAAUCAACGAGAAGAGGUAAUGUAAAUUUUUGAAAGAUUUUUAAACAACAAAGAUAUUUUCCUUUUAGGCAAAGAUAGACUUCAUAAAUUUUGUAUUUUCCAUGGGUAUUUCUGAGUUCUUCAAGGAUAAAGAGUCGCGUACGAUUAUGCUCGCUUGCUUCUUUGAAAGUUUGCUGUACUUCAAGAAAUAAUUCAAGCCAAGUGCUGCUUCAUAUGUUCGAUUGAAUCGAGGUAUUGCAUCACGGUUAUGAUAUACCUACUGCAAGUCUUCGAUCGAAUGUUUGAAAUAACACGAAAUUGAACGUUUCUUUCCGCGAGUGUAAAUAAGAAUGUACUCUGCCGUUCGGAUACAUUUUUAACAAUAUCUAUUUUUGUUCCACAGGAAAAUAAUUAUUUUUUAUAUAUAAUUAUAAACGAACGUUUGCGUGCAAAGAAAAGGCCGUGAUGAGGUGCGCAUAAUCGUAAGGGACGUCUUUUGCCACGAGUUCCGAACGAUUACGAAUUUGAUUUUCAUAUCACUGUAGUCUCCGACGAAAGAAACUUCCGACGACAGAUACUGUAUAUAUUGGAAUUAAAUGUAACUGUGGUAAUAUUGAUCGUAUUUGUAGGCAAGCGAUACACUGAUAAUUGCGUGCUGUCUGGAACAGUUGGAAAUUUUUUCAAUAAUAGUGUGAAAUAUCUAUCGGGUAAUUAUUUUUCAUACAUUGUCGUGUAAAUUCGAAUUUAAUUGUCACCGCGGUGCAGCAGCGCAUUUCCUACACCCGGGGAUUAAUUUUCGAUGACUUUUCUUUUUUUUAUAUGUAUAAAACCAAAGUUGUUAAAGAAUAAUACGUACGUCUGCGAUAAAAGAGAGCAAAACGUACCCACUCGGAGGAUGUGGUUCGUUCAUUCCUGAA